CACGCCGGCCUUUGUCUCCCCCACCUCCCCUUUCAUCCCGACUUUGCUGCGGCUCUCCUGGCGCUCCCCGUUUGCUCACGUUUGCCCUCAGCUUUGAAUGCCCAUUGCGAGUCCGCGGAUCAUCUCACGCCGCCAGUGUGAGAACGGUUGCGGGCUUCAAUGUUUUGCUCAGAGUCAGUGGUUGGUUGCCAACGUUGUCGGUUGCCGUGUUGCACAUUGUCCGUGACUUGAACGUGGGCGCUUACGCUGAAAUUGCGGGGCUCGAUCGUGGCUUUCAAGCUGUUGCCGCUCAGUCGCGCUGCAAAGGUGGGCAGACUCGAUUGUCGUGCUCUCCCCGCAUGUGAUUUUCUUGUUGCGUUUCAUCAUUUGUUGUGAUAUUAACAUCCCGACUUGGUUUAUUUUCCCCCCAGGAGGAUCAAAAAUACUUUAUUUUUUUUCCUUCUGUCUCUGUGGUCAGUAUCAGCAUGGCAACCAUGUGACAUUUCUGCUGCCUUGCUGCGGUCUAUUUCUUUACGAUCCGCGCGGGCUGCAUUGAAACUUUUACUCUCUCUUUUAGGCGUGUGUUGGUGUGUCACUUUUCAUGAAAGGACUUUACUUCUGUCAAGAUGGCAGUUCAAUAACCAUAGAGGGUAUAAAGUUCAUGAAAGUAUCUCCUAUUUCUUACUUCUGCCAAGGAAUGUUUUAUUUUGCGUGUCAAUGAUUAGGAUGACACAAAAAUGACUCGACUCAUUUCUGGAAUAACUUGGAGAGUGGAGGGGGGAGGCAUGGUGGGAUUCAAGGCAGAAGCCAUUACAUUUUGGUGGGGAGCCAAGACUCCCCCCCCCGUCCCCCUUCACUUUUUCCUCCGCUCUUGGCAGAUGUCCGCAACGCACGGCUGAGUGCUCUUGGUUUUUAUUUUUUUUUACUGGAUGGAUGGACGGACGGAUUAAUUGUCUUCAUCACGCACAGACAUGCGGGCUACGUGGAUUAUUCAUCAUCAUUGAUUCAUCCAUCAAUCUUCCGAACCGCUCCUCCUUAUGAAGGUCACGGGCGGUCUUAGGGCGGUAGGCGUGGCACACCCAGAAACCCUGCCCAAGGCGGCAGAUUUUGUGUAUUAUUUCAAGACAUCCUCAGGAUAGCGGAGGUGUCGAGGAGGAGCAGAUGCGUGAAAAGCAUAUGUGAAAAUCAAAAGGAUACAUGUGUUGAUAUGACCAAAAAAAGUGCAAAAACGUGAGGAGGAGGAGGUGGGUGAGAGAGAAAGAGAGCGGGAGAGAGAGAGGCAGAAGGGGAGAGAGCCUCAGGUUGGGAAGCAGGGGGAGGGAAGAAGAAGAGGUGAGGCUGCGGAGGAGGAAGUUGGGAGCAGGGAGGAAAGAAGGGACCAGAGGGAGAAAGUGAGAAAAUGGGAAAGAGUGAGGCAAAGAGAUAGAGGUGGAUGCAGCAGAGGAAAGUGGGAGGGAAGGAAAGUGAGAGGGAGGGAGAAAUGAAGUGAGGAAGGAGGGAGAGAGCCGGGAGAGUAGUGCGACCACUGAGCGGCUCCGUCAGUGAUAAGAAGGAAGACGAUGAAGAGGAUCCUGAUUGGACAUAGCAACAGCUUGAAAUGGACUUGAUUGACAGCCCAGCAAAACCAUGCCGACUUUGGAGGAUUUUGCCCGGCGACUCUGGCUGGUGCCGUUGGUCGUGCGCCUGGUAUAAAUAACAGAAAAUGGCAGCCGCCUUUUGACGGGAACAGCGUAAGGAACAUGUUCUCCAGGAAUCGCUCCGGUGGGGCACAUGGAGCCCCUAAGGGGGGCACCAAGACCAAGAAGCGGGCCCCCAACCCCAAGGUAGCCCUGACCAUUCGGGGGAAAAUCCACCGGCUGCUGCAAGGGUCCGUGGACCACCACGUGCCCGAUCCCCAGCAUUAUUAUGAGGAGGAAGUGAAACAGGAAAAAUGUGCAAAGCGUCACGAGCUCUGUCCAAAAACAGCAUCCAAGGAUGAAGCCUGCUCAUCGGUCGUCAUGUCAAACGGUAAAGGACACGCAGGUCCGCCGGGUCCACUGACUCUGGAAGGGUGUUUACGUAUACCCUGCACUCCGCAGCGCAAAAGUGGAAAGUCCCCCGCCAAUCGGAAGCGGAUCUCCUUUGAGGGUUUGCUCCCGUUGUCCCCGGAGAUGCCGCCCACCACCGUUCCACUCUCUGGUUCUGCCCGGCAGGACCGCAACGGGCUCUCGAUUACUUCCCCCCGUGCUCGACCCAAGAGACCUUACUCUGCCGGUGACACUUUGGAUUACGACUUCACUCCACCCUUCCCAGGACCACCGGAGCCAGAGGAGGAGGAAGGGCGUCUGGGCGAGGCGGAUUCCAGUGCCAUCAUUGAUCACAUUCUCAAAGAGCUGCGGGGCAUCAACAAGAUCCAGGAGGAGAUCUCUGACCUCAGGGAUUACCUCACCUCAGUGAAGGGCUCCGUGGAGGAAGUGUCGUCCUGCGUGGAUGCGGUAUUGCUGGAAAUUGAGGGCAUUCGCUCCAGUGGGAACCGCAAGCCAGGCCUUGGCGCACAAGCCAGUACCUGGUCAGGGAAGGUGCGCACGGAUGGGCCCUCCGCUCGCAGGAGGCCGGCUAGCGCACACGGAAGUUUAGAAAGCGCAGCGACAAGGUACAACCGAUUCCCCGAUGUUCGCAAAGGGGAAUUGCGACAACCGAGGGCAAAGAACUACUCGGUAUCUCCGAUGGCAGAAUCAACCAGUCCUCUGGACCCCGAGGACCUUGAGGAUACUUCGGACCUCAGCUCGGACAUCCCAGAAGGCGCGCGAGCCGGGAAGCUGAGCUUUGGCCAAGACUGCCUGAGCACAACUUCCUUGUCUUCUCCAAGUUCCAAGUCCGAAUCAGAUGUGGAGAGAACUGCUGAGCAGGCAAAGGAUCACUGGGCGACCGCCACACUUCCGCACGAAGCUGCCGCUGAGCGUCUUUGGGACAGGGAACCUUCCUACCUGCGAGAUUAUAAAUCAGAGGCUCCAUAUGACGGAGCGGUUGUUUGGGAUCACUAUGUCGCCAGAAUUUCUUCAGAUCAUGGCUUGGGUGGAUCGAGGCAACAUUACUCCCAGUCGCCUGUGAGGACAUCCUCUCGUCGGGAGGACUGGCAAACGCGGAGGUCUAAAUCCCAGCCAGGAUUUCAGACAAGCCUCAGAAAUUACAAUGCAGAAUAUUCCUACCCUAAAAGUUCUGCUUACCAUUCUUUUGACGGACAUUAUGGAUAUGCCAACGGGUUCGACUCUGUCCAAUCAAUCAGUCAGGUCGGUAGUUAUGAUGGAACUUAUUUUCCGUAUGAAGACUCAACAGCAGGGACAUGGACGUCACAAGUCAAACCCUUUGUACCAGAAACUGACGAGACACUCCUUCAACUCGGUCAAAAAGAUCCCCAAAGGGGCUAUAACGUCAGGCGUAUAAGUCGAGCCGUGUCCGACUUUAGUUCUGCUUUGCGUGAAGCGCUUUGCAAACUUGAGGUCCCCCCAGACCAAGAAGAUGUAACAGACUUUAACGCAUCCACGCUUUCUGACAUGCCUCCAAAAUCUUUUAGUUGGGACCUCGUGAGCCAAACCAUUCCCUUUGAAGAAGCCCAAGAAGAAGGUUUUUUCUCCACCAGCCAGCAUUACCCGAGUUUGGAACUUGUUGCCUAUCCUGCGUCAAUGUCCAACAAUGUACCAAUGUACCAUGCAGAUGUUCCUGAGGAAUGGCCACUGGACCGGAAUGUCAGGAGCCAGUUAUCUCAAGGCACCACCACGGAAUCUUUGUCAAUUGCAGAAGCAGAAGAACAAGGAGAAAAUGUGGAAGUCAAGUCAGCCGUCCAAGCUGAGGAGCAGAACCUGGAAAUAAACCAGAUGGAUGAACGCACGCUAAAAUGUGUCAGGAGUUUCCAGCAGAUCCUACGAGAGAAGCGGGAGAUGAGGCGCACCCUGGCCAGUGUGUCCACCUCUUCUCGGGAGGGCUUUGAAGCAGGUAGUCCUGAACCCAAAAAUAUUCUAUCUUCAUCGCAUGCCUCCACCAAAACAGAGUUCCAAAUGUUUUCAGGAGGGAAAGGACCAUUUUUCAUACGUUGGCGUCGGCCACCUGUCGCCCAAAGUCAAAUGCGACCGACCUCAGCUCAAAACUUCUCAAGUUCUGUACUUUUUAAGUUUCAAAGCACCUUUGGGGCUAAUAUCAUUAUGACGUCGUCUGUCUUGUCAUCUGCGCUAAAGCCAAGAUUUUCGUCGUCCCCGUGAGCGUCAUCCAUCCAUCCAUCCAUCCAUCCAUCCAUCCAACCAUCCGUCAGUUGCCAGCACUGCACUCCAUCGCUGGCGGCCAUUUGCUGAAUUAGAAGUGAAUAUCUCCUUGGAGAAGAGGGAGAGAUCUUUUUGUUUUUGUUUUUUAAUAGCCGCAUGGUCACAUUAGAACACUGAUGAGCUCAGUCGGCUGCUCGCACCGAAGCCUAAGCAUGAGUUGACGCUCGGCUAUAUGUCUUGUGCUGUCUUGCAGGUGGAAGUCGUGAUGGAGAUCAGGUUUCUGACUGUGUGGUUAUUCUGCCUCCCGACAUUACUAACAUUACAUCCCCCCCAAGACCUUGUUCGUGUGUAACUUGAUGGAAUGUUUCUUUGGUUGCAUUGAAAAUGUUGCGUCAUAUUGCCACAGUGAUGACAAAAUAACAUUGGCCUUCGUGUGUUUUGUAGGACCUGAGCAUGUGGUGUGAAGGCCCUCUUGAAAUUGUUUUGAUUUUCUUCUGCAUCGUUCAUCCCUCCCUCCAACCCUCCGUCCCUCCCUCCGCCAUCUGAAUUCAUCCAAAUGAAAUUUGUUUUGUUUACACCCCUGGAAUUUUGAGACGAUUCCGUCAUUGAAACCAGUUUCAUUACAUUUUAGUAGGGACAAAAAAUUUUACUUGUUACUAACUAUCGGGGUGAUGCUAAUACUAGCACGUCAUACCGAAGGUCCACCACACUGCCUCGAUCCCGACUGGCUUCCCUCCAUGUGCAUGCUCCUUGUGGUGUCCGUCGAGCCCUGAAAGCGAUCCCUGCAUCCCAUCUGCUUUGGAAUCUUUGACGUUUGAUGUUUGUG
Syngnathus typhle (broad-nosed pipefish) is the source of this 5040-nucleotide messenger RNA. RefSeq lists its product as uncharacterized. Lineage: Eukaryota; Metazoa; Chordata; Actinopteri; Syngnathiformes; Syngnathidae. The record is from RefSeq and is a predicted model, not a curated record. The coding region runs from base 1719 to 4214 and encodes 831 amino acids. The transcript has 2 exons.